UGUACUGCGUCCGCCCGAACGUGCCGCCUGGUGCCACCAGGCGGCCCCGCCAAGCUGCCCUUGAAAGCACAGGAGGAGGCUGAGGCGUUAUCAUAGCGUAUUAGGAUAAUUGAAUUUCACAGCGACCGCAAACGUGUUGCGCUGCCUAACAGUCGCACAAAGGGCCCACAAUCCCGCGCGGCAUUUUACACCGGCGCCAGGCGCGUUUUGCUCUGAAGCCUUCCCAGCAUUCGCAAAGCAAUCACUGCAGUUAUGCAUUCAAACGAAGAAGCGAUCUAGUACCUUUGAAGACACCACUUCGCGCUUGAAAGGCCCGAAGCGAGCCAAAACAUCCGCUGAGCUCUAACACAGCUCCCUUGAUCUGUGCUCUAGCCUAAUUGUUACACACAGUCUCAAUCCCACGGUUCGGCGAGGGCGUUGUCUCCUAGGCUGCCUCCAGGUGCUUGCUCCCCCAGCGGAAGGCCAUCGGCCUUGCCGUUUAGGCUGUAUAUGGAGUUGGCGACGUGAAAGCCCGUGGAAAUGGGCGUCUGGAGGCGUGCUGGCAAUGUCGCGAGCCUGCGCUGCACCUAAGCGCUCAGGCGGCGUCAGCAGCUGGAGCUUUGCCCACAUCGCGCCUAAUACCGCAAGCACGCCAGCGAUGACAAGCCCGCAGCCUCCCGCGUGCGGGGCUGCUCUCGCCCUACUGCCCGGAGGCCCUGUUCCCGACGUCUCCCGCGUGGGGCGGCACAAGCAACGCUAUGGAGAUUCAGGAGAGCGGCUGGUGGCAGGGUGCAUCCCUGUCAAGUUCUCGGGGUGCCCCAAAAGCGCUGAGCAUGUACAAGUUUGCAUGAUAACCACCACGAGCGGGAAGGGCCUCGUGUUUCCUAAGGGCGGCUGGGAGGACGAUGAGAGCGUGGAAUCGGCCGCGCAGCGCGAGACCGUUGAGGAGGCGGGCGUGAGGGGCAUGCUUGAGGAGCCGCUGCUGGGCGUCUUCCCCUUCACGAGCGGGAAAUACUACAUCCAGGAGGGCCAGUCAGCCGCCACGCCGGGGCGCUGCAAGGCGUACAUAUACGUGAUGCAUGUGGCGGAGGAGCUGCCCUGCUGGCCGGAGAGCAACGACCGCCAGCGCGUCUGGUGCUCCAUUUCCGAGGCGGCGCGGCAGUGCAAGCACCAGUGGAUGCGUGAGGCACUGCAAGCCUGGGUGCGGAGGAGAGGCUGGGAUGAGUCGCUGGCCGCGGCGUCUGCAAGCGGUGGCAGUGUGGGUGCGGGCGUCAGCACCGGCGUGCAGCAGCAGGCGCCGGAGGUGGCGUCGGCCGGGGACGGCGAGAUCCGCUUCGGAAGCACGUCUUUGCAUUUUGGGGACGACUCCCGGGCCUUCGACUUCAAGGCCGCGGCUGCGGCAGCGGCGGUGGGACCAUGCGUGUCCUCCAACUCGACUUGAGCCUUCCUCCAUGAGCGUUCGGGUUUCAUUAUGGAGGGGAGCUGCUGUGAUCCCCCUAACAAGUGUUGGGUUGCUGCGGCUGCCCAGACUUAUGAGAAGACGCGACAUGUCAAGUCUCCCUUGACCAGGCAUGAGCGUGGGGCUGGAACAGCGUAACCUGGCCGUGGGCCGUGUUUGCCAGGGCCUAUGUUGCGAACCGGUCGCCGGGGCGCGUCUAUGGUAUCGCCCCUGGUGAAUAACAUCGAGUGUAAGCUCGGGUUGUAGUCUUGCCCCGUACCCGCCUGUUUGCCGGUAUGUGCCGGGACUGGCGUCGUGUGCGCAGGAACGAGGACGAUAUUACACGCCCGGGUGCCACGAAAGUAAUGAAUGAGGUUUAACAACGCAGGCCCUCGCGGGGGUUUGAGGUCACGACGUCAGUGGUUGUUUCGGUUGGGCACAAGUGUGGUGGCGCUGCCCCUUAGCUACGCAUGCAUGGCGCAGGUCGCUAGGGGAUGAGGCGGCCUGCGCAGCAAGGGUGCGCGUGACAUAGCUAAUGUGUGUCGGCAUGACGUGGGAGUCCGUACUGGCCCCUAUCCCUUGGGGGGUAUUGCUUGAGUACAAGGAAGUCGUGUGCAAGAGGGCUUGAGAGAGACAAGGGAGUAAAGAGCGAGUUCCAAAAUACUGAUUAGGUACCACACAUGUCUUGGUGUAUGAUGAUGCUGGCCCUGUGAUGAGGGCAGGGUAUUGGUGCGCGUCUGAAGACGAAGAGAGAAGGCGUCUGACUGCGCCCGCGUUUGCGGAAUGUUGGCAAGGCGAGGGCAGUGGACCGCAGCACUCUGGCAAUCAGGUAGGUGAGGUUGCGAGUCGGUAGAGGACUGGCCAGUGUGCGUCCCUUUGAGCGCCCUCCGCAGACCUGCUCCCAGCCUGGUUGGCCACCUAGACACGUGUGUUCAGCAGCUAAGCUUGCGAUAUGCUACCGCAGUGAAAUGCCGGCUGAGCGAAGUGCCGUUAAGCCGAGGUCGCGUAAAGCCGUGGACGAGGCCGAGCAUGGGCCCAUGACGCCGGCCCUGUCUAAAGCAGGCGCCCCGGAAUCAAAGGAGUGGGGCCACAUGGACGCGAACAGCGCUCGUAUCUUCCUUCGUUCGGAACGAAAUUUGCCCAAAAAGGCCUCUGGCGGACGAAAUUUUUUUGAUCUUGACUUGGAAUUUCGGCCAAAACGCACGGGAUCUUGGGGGGUCUUUCGGCAAACAGACGAAGACAUUUUUGGGUUUUCGGCCACUUUGGGCCAAGGACAGGGGGUUCCAGCGGCUACUCCACGGCCGAAACCUGCGUGGCAUAUGGUAAGAAGGCUCAAAGGGCUGUAUCUAUGGGUGUUGACGGCGGGAGACAGGGGUUC
Messenger RNA from Chlamydomonas reinhardtii, 2795 nucleotides. RefSeq lists its product as uncharacterized. Lineage: Eukaryota; Viridiplantae; Chlorophyta; Chlorophyceae; Chlamydomonadales; Chlamydomonadaceae. Gene Ontology annotation, cellular component: nucleus; cytoplasm. The transcript has 5 exons. The coding region runs from base 638 to 1420 and encodes 260 amino acids. The record is from RefSeq and is a predicted model, not a curated record. Gene Ontology annotation, molecular function: pyrophosphatase activity.